Molecule: messenger RNA, 2020 nt
Organism: Gallus gallus (chicken)
Lineage: Eukaryota; Metazoa; Chordata; Aves; Galliformes; Phasianidae
Gene: TMEM130
Product: transmembrane protein 130
Exons: 8
Coding region: 537-1667 (376 amino acids)
Source: RefSeq, a predicted model, not a curated record
UGCUGCCGGAGCCCGGCGGCAGCGCAUGGGCGCAACGGAAGCGCCCGAGCCCAGUUCCGGCCGCCUCCUCCCGCCGCCCGCCUCGCGCGCACCCCGGGCGGAGCGCAGCGCAGCGCAGCGAUCGCAGCGCCGCCACAGUGCGCGGGGCCGCCCGCGGCCGCCGGGAAUGGCGCUGCCCCGGGGCGCGCGGCCCCGCCGGGCCCGGGUCUCUCCGCGGAGCGUCCGCCCCACUGCUGCGGCCGCGGAGCGGACCGCGCUGAGCCCCGCAGGACGCGCGGCCAGGUGCCGGGCACGGCUGGACGGCGCCCGUCGGGCCGCCCCGUGGGCUCCUUCGGCGCCCGCUGCGCUGAGGGCUCCUCGUGCGCAGCCUCUGGAGAACGGCGCGCCCCCACCCCGCUGAACCGGGCCCGCCCCGCCGCGAGGAGCUCAGAGGGGCUUUGGUCAGACGGAGCCCUGCAGAGGAGUAUGGUCUGGAAAUCACCAACAAUGGUCCCAUCACAACAGGAGCUCAGGCUACUGUUCACGCCACUCUGAGGAUGAAGAACAACAGCACUGUAUCAAACUUGUACCACUUCAACUGGAUUUAUGCUCCUCUGAUCCUGAUAGAGAAAUCCGAGCAGCGGCUUAACUCCGUAAUUAAUGUGACUGGUGAAUUUCCUGGGACUUUUCCCAUAUCUGUCUGGGUGACUCACAGAAACUGCUGGUUAUGUCGGCCAGUUGCUAGGAAUGUCACCAUGCUUCAGAUCACAGAAUUUGUCACAGGGAAUCUUACCAUUGCCCAGAUAGAAGACAGCAGAUUUAUCAAGUCUGGUUCUAGCUCUUCCAUGGGAGCUGUGACGCGGAUUUCUUUCUGUCUUCACGAUCCAAGUAAUUACUUCAAGGCAGCUUCGUUUGUCUACAACUGGGAUUUUGGAGAUGGAGUUUAUCAGAUUACCAAGGAGCCCUUUGUCUACUGUAACUACUCCACCACGGGGAAUCGCACAGUGCAUCUCAAAGUCGUAGCAGAAUGGAAGCAAAUUGGAAGCAUCAUACAUGAAACAGAAACUGUGCAGAAAACGGGUGAUUUUACCACUGCUCUGGAGCUGCUAGAUGCUGUUAAAAGCAUUAACGUAGUGGGCUCCAGAGAGACUCACGUCAUGGAAAACUUGAGUUUAUCUCUUCAUAUCAAUGGCACCCCACCACUAGCAUUAUGCUGGCUUAUAAAGUCCGAGUGCAUUCCACUAGAAGGCGAAAAGUGCCAUCUGGUGGUGAUCACCGGCUCCUGCUACAACCUCAGCCAUACCUUCAGUGACGCCGGGCAGUACUGCCUCAGCGUCCGAGUGCAGAACGGCGUGACGAUGCUGCAGACCUACCACGAAAUAAAAGUGUGGCCAACAGGGAUCCAGCCAGCCUUCUUUGUCCUGCUGUGCAUCGUCCUGGUUUCAGUGAUGGUAGGACUGGUGCUGUACACGACCUUUCGAAGUAACACACAACAGAAAGACCUUGUGGAGGUAGCUGACUUUGACUUUUCUCCGCUGUCCGAUAAAAGCCUGUCUGCUCAUUCAGAGUCAGGCUGUGGCCAAGUAUGUUGCAGAUCGUGCUUUCUUCGGUCAUCUCAAGAAGCUGCCAGGGAGAGUCACGAAUUUCUACUUUCUUUUUACAAGCCAGUCAAAAUGUACACGGUGUGAAGAACACAACUGCACUUUGGUUACACUAACUCCAAGUUUAACUUUCUCACGUGUGAUGAGUUACAAGCCCAGUGCUGCAUGAAUGGUUUCUUUUGCCAAUGCUAUGUGGUAAACUACUUUGCCAAGUCCAGCACCUGAGUGUUUCAUUAUAUAAUCUGAAAAAGGAGGAGCCUGAAACACAGCAGAAGUAAUUUUGUACUUUUAAAUUAUAUGGAUGUAUACAUUUACAGCUGUAAAAGCAGCAUUUUAUUCUUGUGAAAGAUUAUUUUAUGCAGUUUGCUCAACUCACUACCUCUUGUAAUUUCUCUGUUCCUUCUGCUAUAUGUUUCAAAAAAGAAAAUGCUUAAAACAAA